AUGUUGUGGUUAGAUCACGACCAAGAGCUGGAUUGGGAUGCUUGGGGGCCUGACUUUGGGCCGCAGAAGAUGGGGCUCGAAGAUGAUAGACACCCUUUCACGACCGAGGUGGAUGGAUCCAUUGUCCAUCUAGUAGAUGCCGCCUUGAGGAGAGACGAAGUCGAUGUGUGGGAAUUCAGCUCCAUUCGCAAUCUUGACCAUUUUCAAGAGAUGCUUCGCUCAAUACUACCGGAGAUGCUGAGGUAUUCUAGUGCAUCGGGCGUGCUUGGCCACCUACGUGGCCUCGCCUUUGAUGGCUGCGAGCACUUGGACAUGGUCGACUUCACGAGCUUAUCAGCCGAGGAUGUUGACGCAGCCCUCGACACCAAGGAACUGGGCGGAGUCAAGGAAAUCAGCCUUUCUGCCGAGAUGCUCAAUACAACUGGUACUGGUACCAGCACACCUACUAAUCUUACAGAUACUCUCGCACAAUGCUCGAAUAUUGGGAAUAUCUACGUCAUGUGCAAGCCAGAACUAGGGCGAGACCGCAGACUUGCUAAACAACGACAAAGCGUUGAUUUUUUAGCCAAGUUACUGAGCAAGAUGGAGGAGAUUUCAGGCUCAGUCUUCCUAUCUGCCAUGUAUCAGGCCGCUAUAUGCAAGACAUUAUGGUUUCCAGAGCACUAUCAUCUGUCGUACAACCGCUUCCCCGUUAGAAACGUCUUCUACCGCACACAGCUCAGUCCCUACGACCCGGCAACAUAUGACUUUGGGUAUUUCAGGAUGGACCAUAUGCUCCUUGGCCCAGAGUCUUUUGUGGCCAGAUUUAUAAGCUGUCUGCGUCAUCCUGACUUCCACAUGGCCGGCAUGGCAUACCAGACAAGCUGGCAGACUUGUCUCAACUCGACGUCCGUCCUCUGCCCAUUGGAGGCUGUGCUCACCCACAACGCUUUCUAG
This is a messenger RNA of Metarhizium brunneum ARSEF 3297, 936 nucleotides long. The record is from RefSeq and is a predicted model, not a curated record. Lineage: Eukaryota; Fungi; Ascomycota; Sordariomycetes; Hypocreales; Clavicipitaceae.